Arctia plantaginis is the source of this 1743-nucleotide messenger RNA. The record is from the annotation of a GenBank genome assembly. Lineage: Eukaryota; Metazoa; Arthropoda; Insecta; Lepidoptera; Erebidae.
AUGAAAAAUUCUGUUUUGUGGUUGAUGACUUUGUUGCCACUGAUCCUGGUGUCGGUGAGUGGUGCUGCGUGGUGGGAGUCUACCGUGGUAUAUCAAAUAUACCCGCGUUCCUUUAAAGACUCAAAUGGAGAUGGAAUCGGAGACUUGAACGGCAUCACAGAGAAACUGCAAUAUAUUAAAAACACAGGGAUUGAUGCGAUUUGGCUGUCUCCAAUCUUCAAGUCGCCAAUGUACGAUUUUGGUUAUGAUAUAGCAGACUAUAGAGUAAUCGCCAAGGAGUACGGGACCAUGGAGGAUUUCGACAACCUUAUGAAGGAAGCUAAGAGCUUAGGCAUUCGUGUUAUAUUGGACUACGUACCCAACCACACGAGCAACGAAAGUGAAUGGUUUGUAAAGUCCGUGCAAAAAGAUCCCGAAUACGUCGACUAUUAUAUUUGGGCGGAUGGAAAGCCAGAUCCUGAAAAUCCGGACAAGUUAAUUCCACCUAGCAACUGGGUAAGCGUAUUUCGCAAGAGUGCUUGGGAAUACAAUGAAGUCCGCAAGCAAUACUACUUGCAUCAAUUCUUGAUUGGUCAACCCGAUCUUAACUUCCGUAACGAGAAAGUGCGUGAAGAGAUGAAGGAUGUUCUACGCUUCUGGUUAGAUAAAGGUGUAUCUGGAUUCCGUAUGGACGCAAUCAAUAUGAUGUUUGAAGUAGAUCCUGCUGAUUUUAAAGGAUUUUAUCCAGACGAACCACUAUCUGGUGUCGCAGGCGCAACGCCUGAUGACUAUGAAUAUCUGAACCACAUCUAUACCAGAGACCUUGAUGAGCUGUACAAUGUUAUUUACGAUUGGAGGGCUGUUCUUGAUGAGUAUAGGAAGAAAGAAUCAAAGAUCAUGAUGACAGAAGCAUACACAGACCUAAAACGGAUGAUGCGGUACUACGGAAAUGCAGAUCGCAAAGGCUCUGUACCCUUCAACUUCAUAUUCCUUGAUGAAUUAAAAAAAGGGUCUAAUGCCAGAGACAUAAAGUUGAUUGUUGAUAAAUGGAUGACGUAUAUGCCCCUUGGAAAAACUGCUAAUUGGGUGAAUGGUAAUCAUGACCAAAGCCGAUUGGCUUCAAGACACGGAGAUAAAAGAGUGGAUGCACUGAAUAUGCUUGCUCUCAUACUUCCUGGAAUAACAAUCACAUAUCAGGGUGAGGAGUUAGGUAUGACAGAUGGAAAAGUUUCCUGGGAAGAGACGAAAGAUCCUCAGGCUUGCAAUACAGAUGACCCUGUCAACUACUGGAAGAAGAGUCGUGAUCCAGCUCGCACACCAUUCCAUUGGGACGCUACUUCCAAUGCCGGCUUCUCUAGUGGCGACACAACUUGGUUGCCCGUUGCUGAUAAUUAUCGUACCCUGAAUUUAGCGACUCAGAAGAAGGCAGCAAAGAGUCAUUACAAAUUCUACAAAGAUAUGGUGGGUGUGAAGCAUUUGCCAGCUGUGCGUUUCGGCGACUUGCAGAUACAUGCACUGUCUGAUUCCAUUCUAGUGGUCAUCAGGUUAGUACCAGGAGAGCAUGUAGUUGCAGGAGUAAUAAACUUAUCAGACGAAACACACGCCAUUAACCUCAGCCCAUUGCGCCUUCUGCCGAACGAACUGCAAGUUGUAGCGAGUGGCGUCGAUUGUUGCAUGGACAAGGGGUCACGUGUCCAAAAGACAAGCAUCAAAGUAUCAGGACACUGUGCCAUUGCAUUCGAGUCAGUAAAAAAGUGCUGUUAA